AUGAGCGGGCGUAAUACUCUAUCGUAUGAUCAAGUGGAGUCGUUUUUAAACUGUGAGAUUCCUCAGGACCUUGAGGAUGAAAUACUGGCGACAUUGGCGAAUUACAAUAUUGAGAAGGAUAUGACUACCGAUGACCUCGAGAACUAUUUUGAAGAUCUAAAGUUACCUAAAGAAUUGUACAAAUUGGCAAAUAAGCAAAAUUUAAUUGUAUCUAACACGAGGGUGGUGGAUUUCGAAAAAAUUCUCAAGUUCACUUACCAUUUACUGAUAUUUAUGGAUAAUGAAUCCACGAUCGAUGAGCUGUGGUCCGUGUUGAUUAAAUAUUCCGGUAGAGAUGCGCAAUUUCCAAACGUUUUGCUUAAAAAUCACAUUCUCAGUACCAAAGAUUUACAGAAAAUAUCAAAUUCGAUUGGAAUGGAUAAUUCAAGUGGCAUUAUUGAAAUGAUGAACAUCGCUACAAAUGGUCUCAAAGUUUAUUUGAAUUAUUUAGAUUUUGCAUAUAUUCUAGGAAAAUUGGGUUAUUUAAGGUACCAAAAGUCUUAG
Messenger RNA from Kazachstania africana CBS 2517, 543 nucleotides. It is a transcript of the gene RAD33, whose product is annotated as Rad33p. The transcript has a single exon. The record is from RefSeq and is a predicted model, not a curated record. Bases 1 to 543 code for a protein of 180 amino acids. Lineage: Eukaryota; Fungi; Ascomycota; Saccharomycetes; Saccharomycetales; Saccharomycetaceae.